ACACAACACAACUACUUUCACACCAAACACACACACACAAAGAAAAUAUAUCUUUUUAUUCACAUCAUCAUCAGAAGAAAAAACAAUGGUUGCAAGAUCGGAGAUCAUUAAGUCGACGGUGGAUGUCACGGCUGCUAAUUUGUUGAUGCUCUUGUCAAGAGUCGGACAAGAGAACGUUGACGGCGGUGGAGAUCAAAAACGCGUUUUCACAUGUAAAACGUGUUUGAAGGAGUUUCACUCGUUCCAAGCCUUGGGAGGUCACCGUGCCAGUCACAAGAAGCCUAACAACAACAACAACGAGUCCGUGCCUUCCUCUCUCAAGAAGGCCAAAACGACGUCUCACCCUUGUCCCAUAUGUGGAGUAGAGUUUCCCAUGGGGCAGGCUCUUGGAGGCCACAUGAGGAGACACAGGAACGAGACUGCCGCUGCCGGCGCGUUGGUUACACGCGCUUUAUUGCCGGAGCCGACGGUCACUACGUUGAAGAAAUCUAGCAGUGGGAAGAGAGUGGCUUGUUUGGAUCUGGGUCUAGGGAUGGCCGAGAAUCUCAAUCUCAAGUUGGAGCUUGGAAGAACAGUUUAUUGAUUUCUUUUUCUGGAUAUAUUUGUUUUCUCUAUCAAUCAUUCUUUGAAUUUUUCUUAAUUAUUUAGAUUAUUCUAUACAUACAUCUCCAGAUUUAGGAAACUUUCAUAGGAGUGUAAUCUCUUCUUUUUUUUGUUCUGUAAAAAUAUUUUGUACUUAUUAUAGCAUUGGAGUUUUGUAUAUCUUACUUACUCUUACCAUUUGCCAUUUGUUGAGAAUUAUAUAUGUAUCUUGAGCUCUCUUCUUU
This is a messenger RNA of Capsella rubella, 827 nucleotides long. RefSeq names its product zinc finger protein ZAT12. Bases 86 to 583 code for a protein of 165 amino acids. Gene Ontology annotation, biological process: response to stress; response to chitin. NCBI's taxonomy places the organism in Eukaryota, Viridiplantae, Streptophyta, Magnoliopsida, Brassicales, Brassicaceae. The record is from RefSeq and is a predicted model, not a curated record. The transcript has a single exon.